Messenger RNA from Paracoccidioides lutzii Pb01, 561 nucleotides. RefSeq lists its product as hypothetical. The transcript has 2 exons. Bases 1 to 561 code for a protein of 186 amino acids. The record is from RefSeq and is a predicted model, not a curated record.
AUGGAAAAGCAUGGGGAACGUUGCACGUUCUCCAGCGCUCCAUUGCGAUAUGUUUUGGCCUUGUGCUAUCUUCGUAACUAUUAUCUAGCAGCACAAUUUACGUUCAUUACGUCCACACUGCAAUGUGGGAGAUGCGACAACAAAUCCCGCCCCCAAACGUGCAAAUAUGAUCUUUUCCCAAUGAACCCAGCCGAUUUGAACCGGGUGAACGUAGAAGCACCCGUUAUGAGCAAACGUCUUGAUUCUGAGCAUUGUGUCGAGCAUCUUCUUCCUACUAACCACGCUUCAGGUUAUCGUCAAUCAAUUCGUCGGAGGUAUCUUGCAGGCACGGUCUCGAAGAAUGUGAGGGGAACACAAUAUUUCUUUGCGCCGCUAAUAUCCAGCAUUCCCCCCGCUCCCGGAAACCUUCUGACCUCAGCUCCUGGGCUUCGCCUACUGUAUACUACGUUCGCGCAAUCAGAUCCCGUAACGGAACCUCAGCAGGAUUGUGCAUCCCAAUACAAUGUCGAUUUCGAAACUCUUGACGCCUGUGUCAAUCGCAAAAUGGAUGAAAGCAACUAA